AUGACAGAAAAGAAGAUCACUUUACUCGAUGAGGGAAUGGGUGUGCUGAAGACCCAUAUCCCGAAAGAGCUCAUCGAAGCUAUCAUGCAAAAAGAACUGAAUACACAAGCGAAAUUUGGUGACGAUUGGACGGCGAAAAGUAUCGCCGAUGGAGUGGGCUUUGUCUCCGUUGUUGGUCUGUUAGAGCCAAAGUGGACCGAGGAUGCGGAGGUUCUUCCGGAAAAGUUUAUCGUCAAAAUGCCAACGUGUAUCAACGCGAAAAAAAUGUCGGAAGGGAUCGAUAAAGAAGGGACAACACAAGAAGAAAUUGAUGAGAUGUGGAGUAAAUGGCAAUCGUCUAUUAGAACUAUGCACAACGCUGAAGUGGAAUUUUACGAGUAUCUCACCGAGAAAGCCACCAACUACGAUGAGCUUCGUUUGCCAAAGUAUUUGGAUGAUUUCAAAAUCACUCACCUUUAUGAUGUUUUGCCCGUUGAAAGAGCUGAACAGGCUCUACAAGCCUGGGCUAGGAUACAGGCGUUCACUUACAAUGACGAAUUUCUCGGGAAAGAACUUUUCAAGAAGAACAGCCAUCGGCAAUUGUACGAGAAAAUGAUGGAUUUAAAGAAACUUCAAAAGAUGACAACGAUGGUCGGGAAGCUUUACCCAGAAUUGACGGAUCUUUGCGAAAAAGUGAAUGAGAUUUCUGAAGAGAUUUACGAUUUGGAUGCAUAUGAGGGAGAAUCGAAGAAAACAGGUAUGAAGCCAAUGUUGGCUCACGGUGAUCUCUGGUCGACGAAUGUUCUUUGGAGAAAAUCCGACAACUCGCUGAGAAGUUUGAUCGAUUUUCAGAUAAUCCAUCAUGGGUCACCGGGCGAAGACAUUGCUCGAUUUUUGAUCACUUCAAUGUCCGGAGCGGAUCGGAGAAAAUAUGAAAAUUAUCUACUUGAAAAGUAUCACGGUUAUUUCGAAGAGGCUUUGGAUGGGAAAGAGAUGCCAUUCACUCUCGAGCAGCUGAAAGCCAAUUAUCGGGGCAUUUUCCCGAUGAACGGGCUGAUCAAUUCGGCAAUGUUUGGCCCCGUUUGUCAGUACGCUGUUUUACAGAUCCAAGAUGAAACGGCGAAAGAAAAGAUUAAAUCGGUUUGCGUCGAGAAAUGUCGAGCGAUGUUCGAGGAUUUGCUGAGAAUUCAUGGAGAACGAGAAUCCGAC
Molecule: messenger RNA, 1188 nt
Organism: Mesorhabditis belari
Lineage: Eukaryota; Metazoa; Nematoda; Chromadorea; Rhabditida; Rhabditidae
Source: the annotation of a GenBank genome assembly